Molecule: messenger RNA, 495 nt
Organism: Monosiga brevicollis MX1
Lineage: Eukaryota; Choanoflagellata; Craspedida; Salpingoecidae
Exons: 1
Coding region: 1-495 (164 amino acids)
Source: RefSeq, a predicted model, not a curated record
AUGAGCACCGACACAUACGAUCACUUUGUUCUGCACACUCGGGUCGAUCAGCCCGUAGGAACGUCGCUUCCACCCCAACCCAGCUUUUACAACCACCUCGCGCCAUCAAAACCAAUGUCCAUCUACUCGACUCUGGAAUCUGGCACCGUGUCCCCACAGCUAAGCACUCCUGGCGUAUAUGGAUUUCCUACAUCCCCGCCAUCUGGUGUCGAGGCCUGGUCCACAUCAGGCCACAGAUACGACUACCCCCACACUCAGGUACGAGACGAGCCACACACAGGCUACGACUACCCCAACACUCAGGCACGAGACGAGCCACACACAGGCUACGACUACCCCAACGCUCAGGAACGAGACGAGCCACACACAGGCUACGACUACCCCAACUCUCAGGAACGAGACGAGUCAAAAGCUAGCAUACAAAGACAGUAUGACGUACCUUCUGCGCCAAAGGUUUUGACAUUGCGAACAAGCAACGCAAGCAGCACGACUUGA